Messenger RNA from Verruconis gallopava, 1488 nucleotides. RefSeq lists its product as uncharacterized. Bases 1 to 1488 code for a protein of 495 amino acids. The record is from RefSeq and is a predicted model, not a curated record. NCBI's taxonomy places the organism in Eukaryota, Fungi, Ascomycota, Dothideomycetes, Venturiales, Sympoventuriaceae. The transcript has 3 exons.
AUGUCGCUACUCGGUCUGCCAGCAGAGAUGAUUUUGGCAAUCUGUCGUCAGGCUCCUCUCGAGACGGUCGCCAACCUUCGCUUGACCUGCAGAACUCUGAAUGACAGGAUCGCUCAGAGCUUCUUCGCGGCAAACUUUGCGACAAUUGACAUUAUUGCGGACGACCAAAGUGCAAGCGUAGAUGCCAUAGGAAGAAUUGUCACCAAUGAAGCAACAGCACAGCGAGUCCGCCAUGUGCGCGUACACAUGAAUUUUUUAUUCCACGCAAUAGCACAAGCAGAACCCCUUGAGCACAGAGUAGUUGACAAGUGCACGAAGGCGGUCAGAAGAGUCGGUGCUCAACUCAUCAAAGCGCUCCCACAGCUGAAAAAUUGCGACACCAUCGAACUGGUUGAUAGUUUUCCUGUAUGCUUGCAUCACAGAUACCCGCAUUUCCACGGUCGCAAAACAUAUAUCCGCCUCGUGAAUGACGGCAGUCAUUCAGAAGUAUGGGUUGGGCGUCGACCUCUGCCACACCAACUUACUUCUGCUUUGGUGUUUGGUAUCCUUACUGUGGUCAACAGACGGAUGAGAUGUCUGCGUAGAAUCAAGAUCGAGCCCCGCCUAGCUCUUCAAGAUCUUAAAGCAAAUCUCUCAAGCAGACUCUGCAAAUGGCUAGCAUUCCAUGGUGUGCACUCCCUGAAGCUGAAGCUUAUUGACUGUUCGAACGAACACUAUAGAAUCAACUUCUCGCAAAGGCAAGCGCACACAACGGGUGUAUGGACAACCGGCAGUACAUUCGAGGGUCAAGAUAGGAUGGGUUAUGAAAAUGAGCGCAAAUUAACCACAAUCAGUGAUUCAGCAUCACAGUGGGAGAAGCAAAGUUCGCGGCAUGCGAUGCUUCGGGUCUUCCUUAAGCAUUUUCCACAUCUGAGAGACUUGGUCUUAGACAUUGAGGCGGAUCAACAGAAGACCGGCUUGCCGGAGGACAUGAUGCCAGCUUUCCUGUCCAGCAGCUCUUUGAAGACUCUGAAACUUUCAGUCUCCAUCGGAGAUGGAGUGACACUGACCAAGGCAGUAGAAGGCCUGAGCUCCCUUGAGACCAUUGCUUUGGAGGAAUGCGAUUUCAGAGAUCUGAAUGCCUUCAGACAAACCAGCCAAUGCUUUCUUCGCCAAGCCCACUUCUCAUUGAAGGAAAUCCGGCUAUACAAGCCUUGGACUUGGAACAACGAGGGUAUUCAGACUAUGAUUUGUCCCGGAGAAGCAUGUGAGCCGUAUGUCUGCCGGUAUUGGGGUCUUGGAGGCCUUGCUCAGCAGACCAUGCACGUCUCGCUGAACGUGCUUGAAGAUAUGCCCAAUUGGUGCAAGAAGUGCCAUGUCAGGUCAAUUGCACUGACGAUGGACCAACUCGAUCUGGCAGAGUCAUUUAAGAGAAUGUUUCAUCAGCAAAGCGCACGCGAAAGGCCACCGCCGAGGUGCACGGCACCGAAUAUGGAGCGCCAAGGUUAA